UCACUGGAUCUGCAUGGCGCCGUUUUGUCAAUUAUUGGAUUUCUUGCCGCGUCUGCUAUUGAUGGUAGCAUUGGAUGUGUUCUGUAGUAGAAGGGCAAUGUUUAUUGCUGCUUCUUCUCCACGAUCAGUGGCUCGGAUGGAUGGCGAUAUCAUCAUUGGGGCUCUAUUCUCCGUUCACCACCAGCCGCAAGCAGAAAAGGUGCCAGAGAGAAAGUGCGGGGAGAUCCGGGAGCAGUAUGGCAUCCAGAGAGUAGAAGCUAUGUUUUACACUUUGGAUCGAAUCAACACGAAUCAGAGCUUGCUGCCGAACAUUACCUUGGGGACAGAAAUAAGAGAUUCCUGCUGGCAUUCCUCUGUUGCCCUGGAGCAGAGUAUUGAAUUCAUACGAGAUUCUCUCAUCUCAAUUAGAGAUGACAAAGAUGGAAUCACUAAGUGUUUAGAUGCCACUCCAACUCCCCAGGGCAGAUUAAAAAAGCCCAUCGCAGGUGUUAUUGGCCCGGGAUCUAGUUCGGUGGCCAUCCAAGUUCAAAACCUUCUCCAACUUUUUGACAUUCCACAGAUUGCAUAUUCGGCCACAAGCAUUGACCUUAGUGAUAAAACGCUGUACAAAUAUUUCCUGAGAGUCGUUCCUUCUGAUAUCCUCCAGGCCAGGGCUAUGCUAGAUAUUGUGAAAAAGUAUAACUGGACUUAUGUGUCUGCCGUCCACACCGAAGGAAACUAUGGAGAAAGUGGAAUGGAAGCCUUUAGGGAACUGGCUGCACAAGAAGGCCUGUGCAUAGCACAUCAUGAUAAAAUCUAUAGCAAUGCUGGAGAGAAAAGUUUUGAUCGACUGCUUGGUAAACUUCGGGAGAGACUACCAAAAGCAAGAGUGGUGGUUUGUUUUUGCGAAGGAAUGACAGUAAGAGGGCUCCUGAUGGCUAUGAAACGUAAAGCUGUUUUUGGUGAAUUUCUGCUUAUUGGAAGUGAUGGCUGGGCAGACAGAGAUGAAGUUAUAGAUGGCUAUGAAGCUGAAGCCAGUGGUGGAAUUACCAUAAAGCUUCGUUCACCAGAGGUGAAGUCCUUUGAUGAGUAUUUUCUGAAUCUACGGUUGGAUAAUAAUUCCCGAAAUCCAUGGUUUAGUGAGUUUUGGCAAUAUCGAUUCCAGUGUCGUAUUCCAGGGCACCCACAAGAGAACCCUAAUUUUAAAAAGAUUUGUAAAGGUGAUGAAAGUUUGAAGGAAAACUAUGUACAGGACAGUAAAAUGGGCUUUGUCAUUAAUGCAAUAUAUGCAAUGGCCCAUGGCCUACAUAACAUGCAUUCGGUCCUUUGUCCAGGAUACGUUGGACUGUGUGAUGCAAUGAAGCCUAUUGAUGGCAGCAAACUGCUUGACUUCCUAUUAAAGAGCAGAUUUUCAGGUGUCUCUGGAGAAGAUAUAUUUUUUGAUGAAAAAGGAGAUGUCCCUGGAAGAUAUGAUAUCAUGAAUCUUCAAUUUAUUGAGCCAAGCCACUACGAUUAUGUUCUUGUAGGAACAUGGCAGGAAGGAAAUUUAACAAUUUACGACGAAAAGAUGCAGAUGAAUAAAAGUGAAAUGGUUCGAUCAGUGUGCAGCGAUCCUUGUUCUAAAGGACAAAUAAAGGUUAUAAGGAAAGGUGAAGUUAGCUGCUGUUGGAUCUGUACCCCUUGCAAAGAGAAUGAGUUUGUACAAGAUGAAUUUACCUGUACAGCCUGUGAUCUGGGCUGGUGGCCCAACCUUGAAUUGACAGGUUGCCAGCCAAUAGUUGUCAAAUAUCUACAGUGGAGUGAUAUUGAAUCUAUGAUUGCAGUGGCCUUCUCCUGUGUGGGUAUCCUUAUCACCAUGUUCGUCACAUUGAUCUUCAUACUUUACAGAGAUACUCCUGUGGUUAAAUCUUCCAGUCGAGAACUUUGCUUUAUUAUACUAGCUGGGAUUUUCCUUGGUUACAUAUGUCCUUUUACACUGAUAGCAAAGCCCAACACUACAUCCUGUUAUCUGCAGCGCCUCCUGGUUGGUCUCUCAUCGGCCAUGUGCUACUCGGCUUUGGUAACCAAAACCAAUCGUAUUGCUCGCAUACUAGCGGGAAGCAAAAAGAAGAUCUGUACUCGAAAACCCCGUUUUAUGAGUGCCUGUGCCCAAGUGAUCAUUGCAUCAGUAUUGAUCAGCCUGCAACUAACAGUGUUAGUCUGUUUAAUUAUCAUGGAGCCUCCAAUGCCAAUCGUGUCAUAUCCAAGCAUUAAAGAAGUCUACUUGAUCUGCAACACCAGUAAUUUAGGUCUGGUGGCUCCUCUUGGCUAUAAUGGACUUCUUAUCAUGAGCUGCACCUACUAUGCAUUUAAGACUCGCAAUGUUCCAGCUAAUUUUAACGAGGCAAAAUACAUUGCUUUUACAAUGUACACUACCUGCAUCAUCUGGCUAGCAUUUGUGCCCAUUUACUUUGGGAGCAACUACAAAAUCAUCACCACUUCCUUUGCUGUCAGUCUUAGUGUUACUGUUGCUUUGGGCUGUAUGUUUACUCCCAAGAUGUAUAUUAUUAUUGCAAAGCCAGAGAGAAAUGUCCGGAGUGCUUUUACCACUUCAGAUGUCGUACGCAUGCAUGUUGGUGACGGAAAAACUCCUUGUAGAUCAAAUACAUUUUUUAGCAUCUUUAGAAGAAAGAAACCCAGUGCCGGGAAUGCAAAUUCUAAUGGAAAGUCUGUGUCAUGGUCUGAACCAGGUGGAAGACAAGUACAGAAGGGGCAACACAUGUGGCACAGAUUAUCAGUACAUGUGAAAACCAAGGAGACCGGGGCAUCAAAUCAAACAGCUGUAAUCAAGCCUAUAACCAAAGGCUACCAAGUGCAGAGCAAGAGUCUCACCUUUUCAGAUACGAGCACUAAUACAUUGUAUAAUGUAGAGGAGGAAGAUGAAAAUGAGCCAGCAAGGUUCAAUCUUCCCAGAAGCCCAUCCAUGGUGAUACAUAGGCGGUUGACCACAACCCCACCACCUUUUCAAGAAUACGAGGAAGGGUCAAGAUACCUGUCAGAUCAAGUCUCCAAGAGCCUACCUUUGCAAAAGUCUAUUCUUGACCAACUUCAUGGAGUGAUAAAUAAAUUCUCUACUGGAAUUCCUGACUUUAACUCAAUUAUACCAAUACCAGGACCAGAGAAUGGAGUUGACUCCAUCUAUUCCACUCAGCAAGUGCUUCCACUUCAGAUGGCGGCUUUUGGUGAAGGUGUAGACUCCCCCACAGAAGAGGUGGAAAAUGAAAAAUUAAACCUUAUUCAGGGUUACAUGUAUGAUAACACAGAUUCUCCUGAUGAGGACCUUGUUCCGAGCAAAUUAGCACUGGAAGACUCACCGGCUUUGACACCUCCUUCCCCUUUCCGGGAUUCAGUAGCUUCUGGCAGUUCUGUGCCUAGUUCACCUGUGUCUGAGUCAGUGCUUUGUACACCCCCAAGUUUGACCUAUGCUUCAGUCAUGUUAAGGGACUUCAAGCAGACUUCAUCCACCUUGUAGGCAAAGUUCUUUUUUUUGUACAAGGCAACACAGGGCUUGUCAUCUGGCAACAAAACAGGACAGUUUUUAACACCGAGCAAAGCAAAUAAGUGCCCUGCACUAAUACUGAUCUCUAUGAGGGCUCAUAACUCUUCUGAAUUUUU
This is a messenger RNA of Nanorana parkeri, 3633 nucleotides long. It is a transcript of the gene GRM1, whose product is annotated as glutamate metabotropic receptor 1. Bases 14 to 3490 code for a protein of 1158 amino acids. The record is from RefSeq and is a predicted model, not a curated record. Gene Ontology annotation, cellular component: postsynaptic density membrane. The transcript has 8 exons. Gene Ontology annotation, molecular function: adenylate cyclase inhibiting G protein-coupled glutamate receptor activity; G protein-coupled receptor activity involved in regulation of postsynaptic membrane potential. Gene Ontology annotation, biological process: regulation of synaptic transmission, glutamatergic; G protein-coupled glutamate receptor signaling pathway. NCBI's taxonomy places the organism in Eukaryota, Metazoa, Chordata, Amphibia, Anura, Dicroglossidae.